Molecule: messenger RNA, 2951 nt
Organism: Octopus sinensis (East Asian common octopus)
Lineage: Eukaryota; Metazoa; Mollusca; Cephalopoda; Octopoda; Octopodidae
Product: T-complex protein 11 X-linked protein 1
Exons: 10
Coding region: 613-2172 (519 amino acids)
Biological process (GO): signal transduction
Source: RefSeq, a predicted model, not a curated record
CACUUCCGUAAACAACAUUUGAGCGUUAGUUUGUGUGCUCUUAUGCCCAUCAUAAUUACAUCGCAUAUGUAUACCACCACACAUAUAUAUAUAUAUACUUACAUGUAUGUUUAGAUAAGAGGGCAAUGGUUUUGUAGAAUCAACUCAACUUCGACAUAUAGAUCCCCCCUAAAUGUGUACCCUAUAUAUAAAUGUUUGAAACGUAGUUUGUAGUUCGUAAAAUGUUCUAACGUCAACUAAAUCUAAAACCAACCAGCCAGCCAACCGACCGACCAACCAGCCUUUUGUUGUGUUUAAAAAAAUAACCAAUCAACAAAACAAAAAACAACAGAACCACGAUAAUCAUUCACAGAACGCCAAGUCGAGCAAGGCAUAUACUAUAUUGUGUACGUUCGACAGCAAAAAAACAAACAAAAACCAAAGCUUUAUUUCAUUUCAAAAAUUUAUAGCAUAUUCCAUUUUUCAUGUCUCAAAGAACCAAAAUAUAAGUCAGAAUAAUAAUAAUAAGUCUUCUUGAAUUCCGUGUGGGUUAAAUUUACCUUACUCUGCUUCCCCAGGAAAAAUACAGGAAAUUAUCACCAUCUAUUUCUAUCUCUCUGAGGAUUUCUAAGCAUGUCUGAUACUCCUAAUAAAUCCAAAGAGAAGGAAUCUACCCUGGAAAUGAAUUCAUCACAAUCAGGAAGCAAAUCUUUUAAAAGAAUGAUGCCAGAUGAGCCAUUUCUCCUUCACUUAUCAUCAGAAAAAUCUACAGAAAUCUAUAAUUGCUUCCGAGAUAUGGAACUUCUCCAUGAAAUAGUUAUUAAUGAAAAAUAUGAGUUAGAAAGGCCUCAGCCACCAGAAAACAGUUUUUACAAACGGAUUCACACUAUAUUUCAUAACUUAUUCUGGAACCAAAUAGAUGAACAGCUGAAUGCCACUCCACCAGAUUAUAAAUCUGCCAUACAAAUUAUCGAGACCAUCAGAGAGAUGAUUUUGGAGCUUAUGCUACCAUGGCAACAGAAAUUACAACAGCAGUUCUGUGAAGUUUUAGAUAUGGAAUUAAUUAAACAGAAAAUAGAAAGGGGUGCAUUUGAUUUGCAUUAUUAUGAGGAUUACAUUAUUACUAUGAUGGAAAAAAUUUGUGCCCCUGUUCGAGAUGAAGAUGUUGCAAAGUUGCGGCAGAUUCAUGAAGUUGUUCCUCUCUUUCGGGCGAUAGUGAAUACACUUGAAUUAAUGAAGUUAGAUCUGGCCAACUUCACUAUCAAACAGGCCCGUCCUUAUAUGCAGCAUCAUUACAUUUCUUUGGAACAGAGGAAAUUUAAGAAAUUGAUAGAACAUUCUCACGAAAAUGGUCAUGAUCUUUUAAAAAGAACCAAAAUGUGGCUACAGAGAAACGAGGAUAAAUUGUCUCGGCUUGCACAGCUAAAUUCUGAAGAAAAUGGAGCAUGUGCAGCAGCAAACUCAUGUUCUGGAACUUUCAUCCCUAGUUUAGAUGGUCCACCUACCAGCACAAACAUUCUCAACAUGGCUUAUUUAGAACUUGUCAAUUGGGAAGAUUUACAGCUAUACCCAGAGACAAUGUUUUUAGAUGAAUGCCGAUACCGGAGUCUGCAAAAAGAGUUCCAUCUGCUGGCCUUGAUAUCUGCUAUGUUACUUGUGACAUAUAAUACAAUUGGUUCUUCAAUUACUGGUGUAACUGAGUUAAGAGACCAGCUAAAAAAAUGUCUCUUUAUUCUGUUAGAAAAAUCCUAUUCUGAACAUGAACAAAAUCCAUCAGAUAUAGCUAUAAGAUGUGCUGAGCAAGUUAAUAGUGUGGUCAAUGAUUGGCUGAGGAAUCAUGACUUUGCAGAGCUUACUUUGGAGAAGCAGAAGCUUCUCUUAGGACAAUUACAGGAAGUCGUAUCACCUCAGCAUGCAGUCCACAAGGUUAUGCUGAAACGAAUCAAUGAGUUUAUAUACCAAUGUAUUUGCUCUGGCUGUGUAGAUAAAGUCAAAGUGCCUGCUGGUGUGUCAGCAGUUGAAACUGAAUUAACUGCUGCUACCAAAGUAUUUAUUCGACUUAUUGGACUUAAUUUUGGAGUCUGUCGCGAAUUCUAUACUGAACUCUUAUCAACUAUGAUUCAAGGCAAAGAUGAAGCAGCAUCCAAAGCUAAAGAUACAUCUGAGAGGCCAAAAUCACCAGACAACAGUUGAGUUCUAGAUGAACCAAUCAAGGACUGAUCUUAAUUAGCCUAUAUAUGAGGAGUGUCUUUUUCUUUUUAUUUAUCAAUUAUAAAAAUCGAUUAAAAGGUAACUAAUUGAUAACUAAUUUUGAGCAUUAUGGCAGAUAUGCUUGUAAGCAAUAAUUUUUUUUUUUUUAUCAGUUUCUUGAAAUUUUUAUUUGGGAUCACUACAGAUAGAUUUGGGUUUUUUUUUUAAUUUUUAUAAAACAAAAAAAAAAUCCAUAUACAGUUUAACAAACAUAUAUAUGCAAGUAAAAAAGAAAAAAAACAUUUUUAAAAAUUUCAAAUUUAUUUUUUAAAAUAUUAAGAUUUCUCACUUCCAUUCUGUCCAUGACUGCAUUUAAAGAUCCUCUUCACAACCAUUUUAUAAAAGGGAAACUGGUCUUCUGUGAAAUAAUUAUAUUGUUAGAAUUGUUUUAUUUAAAUUUUUAAUAGACUUAUUGUUGGUAUUGGAAAAGAAAAUACAAAAGUGGAAAAAAAAAAAUUUAAAUAUUCUUUUAGAUUUUGCAUUUUGUUUUGAGAUUGAUAUGGAAUAUAAUUAAGAAUUAUAUCACAAAAUGAAGUUGAUCACAAAAAUUACUGUUGAAGUAGUUGAGAUAUUCUUUCACACAAUUUAGGACAUUUGCUACUUACCAAAUGUCUGUGAUCUGAAAAUUAUAAUUUCUAAACAUUGUUUUUCAUUAAAUUAUGAAGAAUGAGAGUAUUUUUUAAUCUUUUGAUAUUUCAUUAAAUCAUUUCAUUUAAGCAUGA